Molecule: messenger RNA, 996 nt
Organism: Penicillium brevicompactum
Lineage: Eukaryota; Fungi; Ascomycota; Eurotiomycetes; Eurotiales; Aspergillaceae
Exons: 1
Coding region: 1-996 (331 amino acids)
Source: RefSeq, a predicted model, not a curated record
AUGUCAGCUCAGAUAGAAACCUCUUCGGUGCCAUGCCCCUUCCACAAAGAUGAUCAGCUCAACGGUGAUUUGGAUACAUCGCUUGAUUACCUGCCAGGUCAUCCCCGGAUCAAACUUGGCGAUGAAAAAGGGUUGUUUGAUUUCAUUCGCCGCGAAGUCUGGUCAGAGGACCUCGAGUCGAUAUCGGGUAGACUGUGGUGGAUGUCAAAGCAGGAUAGCAGCAAUAUCUCUCCGUUGCAUCGACAACGAGUGAAGGGCCGACAGAUCAUCGUCACCGAGGAUCCUCAGCUACAUCUCGUCUGGAUCGACAACCAAAUCUUCCUUAAACCCCUUCCCCAAUACAUCACGUCCUUCGUAUUCUGGGAUACGUUCAUGAGCGAUCCGUCUAAACAUGGUGCGGCGGUGAAGCUGAGAAAGGCCGCGCUCGGGUAUCUGCGAACGUAUUUCUACCUGAUUCAGUAUGAAUCAGAUCUACGAAUUGCACAAGAUCCGGCUCUCUGCCUGGUUCCUAAAGAGGUGACGUGGCAUCGAUUUUGCCAGUUCACCGCCCGUUUGAAGGACAUCACGGAAAACGAAGUUUCGGGACGAUAUCAUUACGGAGAGAUCCGAUUGACCCGGCUGAACUAUUACGCGCCCAUGCUCCUGGGCAAAAGCCACUACCAACGUGAGAAUUAUCAGUAUCGAGCGUAUUUUGCUCGAAUUCAAGGUCCCUUGAUAUCUGCAUUUGCGUUUUUCUCGAUCGCCCUGAAUUGUAUGCAGGUCAGCCUCGCAGCCUCUACAUCCGAUGAGAGAUAUUCGAGUGCUUUGUUAUUUGCAGCUUGCUACUGGCUCAGCACUUUGAUCGGAUUUGUGACUGGUGUCCUCAUGCUGAUGUUAGUACUCCUUUUCCUUUUCAAAGUGAUCAAAGAGUGGAGAUUUGCGAUAGCUCAUCGGUUACGGUGGAGAAAAAAUCACAGCAAAGAUCAGAGGGCCAUGUGUAACGAGGAACUUGAGUAG